This is a messenger RNA of Protopolystoma xenopodis, 369 nucleotides long. The record is from the annotation of a GenBank genome assembly. NCBI's taxonomy places the organism in Eukaryota, Metazoa, Platyhelminthes, Monogenea, Polystomatidea, Polystomatidae.
AUGCCAUCUUUGUGGACGUCUGAUGGCACAAUCGAUACUUGCUCAUACAGCCUGAUCGAUCACCAGAAGCCAAUGAGGGCCUGGUUCCAAUGGUUGCUAAAGUGUCAGGCACAAGUGAAAAAGAGAAUAAGGCUAUUGCAAAGAUGUCCUCCAAAAACUCAGGUGCGAAAAUGGCGUGGCAAACACGAGGCGUCUUUACACGUCCAAGCGGGUCUCGAGCCAGAUCAGCUCAGCUCAACGAGUUGCCUGAUGGCGUUGGAGCGGCUCGACCCUGAGACCCUGGAGCGUCAAGACGAGUCAGUCAUCAUCAGUCGCAAGAAGGCAGAUGGCACCGCAAAACAGGCCUCAAUCAGGUGUUCAAGAGCAUAA